UGUCUGCAAGUCUGCUGCUCCUCCUUGCUCCCUGGGUGGUUGGGUGGGGGAACCACACGCACCCGCAACCGAGAAGGAGAUGGCGACUUACUCUUCCAGCCACGACGGGCAGCGGUUUAUACGUCUGUUCGGCUAUGUGCUGGCAGAGUUCCCCCCGGCGACUCGACAGAGGUUGGACCUCUCUCCCUGUUCUCCGCUGUUUGAUGCCAGCAACAACAACCUCAGCAUCAUUAACAGCGGGAGAUGUUCAGCUGCUGUAGCUAUUGAUACAGAGACAACAGCUAGGCUUCGGGGUGAGUGCUCCUCUCGAGGCGUGCCGCUCGAGAGCGCUCUUUUGGCGAGCCUGUACCUGGCUGCUGCAAGAGCCGUCGGUGAGGAGGGCAAAUUCCCUCGUGUUGCUUCGGAAGGAAACGGGGUUCAUGAAGGCAACAUCCCCCGACGAACCAACGACGCCGUCCGGCUGCAAAGAGCUUUGGUUUUGGGUGUUGUCUCCGUCGUGAUGGCCCUCCUUUCGGGCUCGGUGGAUGGGAAGAUCUUGCGCUACUUCUGCUCCUUCUACGCCGCGCCUGGGCCGUCAACGUCCUCACCGUGGAAGCACCGGGUUUCAUGUUCGUCAUGGCCACCUCCGCUGACAUCAAGGGUGGAGGAGGCGCCCGGGCCCCCGCUGGUAGUAGAUGUGGGACAACCUAUAAGCCCGUCAGGCUUGCGGUAGACUCUCGGCGUGGCCUGUGGGAGAUGGCGGAGAGGCACAAGCGCGGGGCACUUGGUAUGGCCCUGUCGGAGAAGUCUUUUUCCCGGUUCAAGAGUUGCGCGCGCGGUGCGAGGCGUGCGUGGCGGUGGUGUUCGCGACGGUGGGAGCGAAGAAGAAGAGCGAGUGCAAGUUUGGCGUCGGCCGCGCAGGAGACGGGUAUACAACAAGGUGGUCCGCCCCACUUCCAGCUAUUUGGCUGUAUCGAAAUGGAUGGACGCGUGGAUGACAUGGACUUGGCAGCGCUGCUUGCUUCUCUCGACUCGAGGUACACCCUGGUAUAUAGAACCGCGAGAGGACGUCCCAUGUCAUCGUCAAACGGCGGCGGCAGCAACGGUGGCAUUAGCGGCAGUGGGACGUUUCAACAGACCGCGACAACGACUACGGCGGUGGCGCCUGCAUCCAUAGCACAGGAGGGUCUGGAGCUCACCUUCGUCGAGCGACCAAGCGUUUGGUCCGGUCGUUCGGCGAAUGAUGGCAAUAGCGCAGACAUGGCAGGUUGGCUCUUGAAGGAAGCCACUGCGAUUUUAGUCGGUGAAGUGGCCCCACCCCCGGCAUAAGCGACGAAGUGCGCGCGAUCAGUUUGGUGUCGGUUCUUGACGCACAUUCGUGCUUUAUUCAGGAAAGGGACGUGUGGGUGUGAAGCGCUGGCCCACAUCAUCUUGAGGUUAAGCGUGCACCGGCAUGCGCGUAUGUAUGUCUAUGGCGAGGGAGGCGGAAUCAUCUGUUUUCGCUGUAUGGUUUCCCUAACGAUCUUUGUGCGUUUGUGUCGAGGUGUAACGGUGGGAUUAUGUCGCCGUGUUCUUUUGUCGAAGGGCGCUCUAAUUAGACGAAAUGGGUGCACCCGUCCUUGUUGUUCGGGGGUAGAUGACAUGUGGCUGCGUCGGUGGUGAUGGUUGACGGAUGGCCGCAGAGAAGAUGUUAGGUUGUUCUAGCUGCUUCAGUUGCGUGCGUAACCCUUUUUGUACUUGGAGCGCUUUUUUGUUCUUUUUCUAGGGAGGGGCGCGAACAUGUCUCAAGCGCGUAGGACUUAAUCAACGGUUGUGUAGUGUUAACUAGUUGACGCAACAUGUUAAACCCACAAGGUCGACAAGAAGUUGUCAGGACUGUGGGAGCGAAAAAACCGAGUCACGCCUGGUCUGAUGUACUUCGCAAAGACAAGGAAGGAAGAAAACGUUUGAUUGCGCGAGCAUCGACCAACACGUGUCACGUCGUACCAGGGAUUUCCAUUUGGAGUUAUGGCCUAUUCUAAAUGAUCUUCGAGGACGGGGCA
Molecule: messenger RNA, 2021 nt
Organism: Ectocarpus sp. CCAP 1310/34
Lineage: Eukaryota; Phaeophyceae; Ectocarpales; Ectocarpaceae
Source: the annotation of a GenBank genome assembly